CUUUGCGAAGCGCCCCAAAAGGCUCCAAGCUUCCACUCUCAGCCAUUUCUCUUCUCAGCUCACAAAGAGCAGGGACUGAGCAAACGGUCGCCACCAGCAGCCAGAUGCUGGGGCGCUGCUUCUGGCACCCGGCGAGGGAAAGCAGGCCAAUGGCAAGAGGGCAGAGGUUCACACCCCCACCCCCAAACCUCUCAGCCCCUCAGUGCCCGGAGGUGGCUCCACUGCCGAGGGAAUCGACGCCCCCAAGCCGGCUGCCUGCUCCCCUACGGCCCGGCCCCACCCCCAAUCCUUCCGGCGCCCCAGCGCCCACCCACCCGGGCGCGGGAGUGGGAGGGUGCCGCGUGGGCAGCCGGAGCAACAGGCGUGGGAGCAGCGCUCCUCGCACUUGCUUGCUCCGGAAGGCUCGGUCUCAUCCCUCUUACCUUCGCCGAAGCCAGCCCCAGGCCCCGCGCCCCGCGCGCGCGACGAAGCUGCGGCCGGGGGCCGCCGAGGCGCAGAGCGCCCAGCAGCGCGGGGAAGCGCCUAGCAGCCACCGCUCGGGCGGCUCCUCCUCGCCGGCGAAGUCGCUCGUCCCUCCCUCACUCGGCAAGAUGUGAAUCACACCCUUGGAAAGUCACCUCUUUGGGAACAGCCGGGACACAGCCAAUUGCAAUGCCCCUGUUUCUUUGCAGCCAUGACUAUGAAGACAAAUGUGGCUUAAAGACACCAGGACUGAAGGAUGCUGGGUUUGAAGUUUAACCUUAUGUGAGAACCACAUCAACCGAUCCAGGACAGUGGAGGCUUAGUGCAGGAGAGCACAGUCUCUGGAUAGACCUGGCUCCAAUGUUUGACUUUCAUUUACUGGCUGUCUGACUUCAGGCAAACCACUUGACUUCUUUGAUGAGUAUUUCCCUCAUUUGCAAAACUGGGUACUAAUGAUGGUAUCAUAUCAUAGGACUCAUAAGGAUGGUGUCAGGCUCUGUGGAAACAUGUCUCACAUGCAAUUAUAAAUAAAAAUGU
This is a messenger RNA of Acomys russatus (golden spiny mouse), 999 nucleotides long. Its product is annotated as translation initiation factor IF-2-like. The transcript is spliced from 2 exons. The record is from RefSeq and is a predicted model, not a curated record. Bases 105 to 596 code for a protein of 163 amino acids. Lineage: Eukaryota; Metazoa; Chordata; Mammalia; Rodentia; Muridae.